AUCCGGCAUGCUGAGCCAAGUCGACGUAAAAGACACAAAUAUUUGAUUUUCAAUAACAUGCUUCAGCUGAAAAACUUUAUUUUUAACCAGGUAGAACGUAACGCUAAAACAUGCGUCAUCCUGACCCCCACAGACGUCCAUAACGCGGCUUUUUUCAUUGGUUAAAAUCAUCGUACUGUUGACUCAGAUAACAAAAGUUGGCGUUAUUUUCAGGCCCCUGGUUCAUAUAAAAGGACCAAAACAGAGACAGUUGAGCAGUCUUGAUUGUACGUUCGAAGCAAGGAGAAAAAUGAAGGGGUUUGCUCUAACGUUGUCCUGCUUUACCUUCACUGUUCUAUUUGUAACAAUACAGGGACAGAGCUUACUGGAUAAGAUUCGUACUCGAAAUAUGAUGCGACAAGUGAAUAUGAAUGAUGAUGACAUGUCAUAUCUCGAUCAGUUUGGGUAUAUGUCAGGAGAAGGAGAAAUGAGCACUGAAAAAAUGCGGACAGCAAUCGAGAACUUCCAACGAAUGGCUCACAUCCGUGUGACCGGCCGCAUGGACUUUCGCACACGCCUCAUGAUGAAGAUGCCUCGGUGUGGAAUGGCUGAUAUGGGGCCUGACAGCGAGAUGGGGGCGUCACAGUAUGGUGUUAGGAUAACUAAAAGACAAACCAGAAACGGCGGAUGGAGGAAACGAGACCUUACUUGGAGACUGGAAAACUUUACACCUGAUAUGGCUCCUAACAUCCAAAGAGACGCUUUUAGGAAGGCCUUCAAACACUGGAGUGACGUGACUCCACUUACAUUCAGAGAACUGCAGAUUGGGGCACCGGGCAGAUCCGACAUCCGUAUUCGGUUUAUGAGCUCUGGGAGGUCCUUUGGAAGAAGGGGAGGUGUUCUGGCAUAUGCAUUCUUCCCAGAGAAUGGCAACACUCGUUUUGAUGAAAGCGAGCGCUGGACGGCCAAUAACAAGCCGAGAGGCGGGAUCGAUUUGGAGAUUGUGGCCACUCACGAGAUAGGCCAUCUCCUCGGCCUGCCGCAUUCCCGAGUACGUGGAGCUGUCCUUGCACCCUUCUACGGGGGUUACGAACGCAACUUUGCGCUGCGCAGGGACGACAUUCAGAGAAUCCAACGCAUAUAUGGGCGUAAUACUCGGCCACCUACUCCCCAACCUACUGUGAGGCCCACCCCACGUCCCACUCCACGGCCCACCAGAGGGCCAACCACAGGAAACGGCAACAGAUCACAGUGCUCCAAUAAUUUCAGGAUCGACGGCAUGAUGGAAGUAUCAAAUUCAAACUACUACGUAUUUAGUGGGAGUCAGGUGUACCGUUUAACAGCACAGGGAACAGUGGCACGCGGCUACCCGAGGGCGAUCACUGCCGACUUCCCGAGCGCACCAAGUAAUAUUGAUGCUGCCACCCAUUCCGAUAGAACUGGCUUCAGUUAUUUAUUCAAAGGUAAAAAACUGUUCAAGUACAGAGGCAACACACUUAUUUCUAGGACAACAAUCAGUGAUCCGAGGUUCCCCUCAAGCAUACAGGGAGCCUUGACUUGGAGAAACGGGAAUUUGUUCAUUUUUAAUGGGAACCAGUACUACCAGCUUCUAGAAGGGAGAGAUAGCAUGAGGAUUGCUCGGGGAUAUCCCGCGCCGAUUACGAGGUACUGGAGGAACAUCCCGGGUGAUUUGGACGCAACCAUUGUGACAGACGCCAACAGAUUUUCUUAUUUCUUUAAAGGAAACAGUUUCUACAAGUUUGACAACCGUAGACGAAAUUUACUGCCAGGCUAUCCAAGAGCCACAGGACCAACAUGGUUCGGGUGUUGAGAAGGAACGAGUUACUGAAAACGCUGCAGUUAUAACUGUGUAAAGUUUAUUGAUCAGAUAUAAAUCCCUGUACCACAGCCUAAAACAAAACUCACCCAUUUUGUUAUCAUGAUGUAAUCAUGCCCGACUACAAGAAAAAAGCAACAAUUUUGUUUUCAACAAGCUCAGUACACAAAUUCAAGAACCUGCAUAAUGUCAGGUUAGAGGAACAGUUUCUUAACGUCUAUGAUUAAUUGUAUUGCAAAUACAAUGGAUAAGAAAUACAAUGGAUAAUAAAUGAUUAUUUUUCACAUA
This is a messenger RNA of Lingula anatina, 2104 nucleotides long. RefSeq names its product matrix metalloproteinase-19. Lineage: Eukaryota; Metazoa; Brachiopoda; Lingulata; Lingulida; Lingulidae. The record is from RefSeq and is a predicted model, not a curated record. Gene Ontology annotation, molecular function: zinc ion binding; metalloendopeptidase activity. Gene Ontology annotation, cellular component: extracellular matrix. Gene Ontology annotation, biological process: proteolysis; extracellular matrix organization; collagen catabolic process.